AGGGUGGUACAAAACGUAAACAAACUGUCAUUUUUCUUAUUUUCGCGGGUAUUUUUAGUCAAUAAAAAGUGAGGAUUUUCCACUAAAGAGCAAAAGGAAAAUGUCGAAACGUAUUGUGAAUAUUUCCCCACAGCUGUGCUCCACAAAAAUCGCCGUCACGGAGGACGUGAGUGAUGUGCGGGAGAGGAUUCAGGCGCAUGUCAGUCGCAGAUCUGCUUCCGGAAUUCCAGCACAAUCGCCAGAGGGUUUGAGACGGCCCGUGGGUGUCCAGCAGAGGCGCCCCUACUCCCAGUGGGGCUUUACAAAUGGAGAUCCCAUUGCUGGAUCUGUUCACCUCAAUGCUGCUGCCAUUCCCAUCACAUCCCAGGAGAACAUCAUCCUCAGUGAGCUUCUGUACACUUUCAUUGGCAUCCGGGGUACGUACAUUGUUCCAGAGUUCCAGGAGGAUGUUCUGGUGGGAUUUAAGAUUUCGGAUCAGAUUCAUGAUACCCUGAGGGAGAUUAUUCGGGAUAUUCUGCCAUUGGCAGUUUAUUACUCGCAAAUCCAGCGUUUUGUACAGCAAAUGGAUGACUUGGAGAGUGGUCCUGUGCUUCAGGCACUGUCGGCAGCACUUAAUGAGCUCCUUCAUGACUACUACAUGUCUGUGGUGCAGCUGGAGACGGACCUACAGAAGGAGAAUCUCACACUGCAUAAAGUUCUCUUCUUCACACGCCCAACGAUGGCUUCAAUGGAGGUCAUUGCUAAAGCCCUGAAGGCCAUUUCGGAUGAAAACAUCCGCGGGGGCGAAGUAUUGACGCUGCUGAGUGACCGUAUUGCCAAUUUGACGGGAGAUUCAGCUGCCAGGGCAACAUUUAUCAAUCUAGCGCAGAAGGCUGCAGUGCCAUACAUGGAAGCCCUCCAGGCGUGGAUCUACAAAGGAGUUGUAUCUGAUCCACACAAUGAGUUCCUCAUUGAAGACACGGAGGUCGUGUCGAAGGGUCUUCAUGAUGACUACACGAUGAAUUACUGGGAAGUUAGGUAUAUAGUUCGCCGGGAGCGAAUCCCCCGUUUCCUUGAGAAUCUCUCUGAUAUUAUCCUCCGGACGGGGAAGUAUCUCAAUGUUAUCCGGCAGUGUGGGAAAACUAUUGCACCCCCACGGGCAGAAUCUCUCGUUUACACGCAUGCCAAUCAGAAUCACGUGGUGCUCAUCAAUGAAGCCUACAACUUUGCCUCCCGCACCCUCUUAGAUGUCCUCAUGAAGGAGAACGACCUCAUGGGGCAUCUGCAGUCAAUGAAGAAGUACUUCCUGCUGCAACAGGGAGACUUUAUUAUGCAAUUCAUGGACGCAUGCGAGGAGGAACUAUCAAAGAAGAUCGAUGCCGUUCAGCCGGUUAAGCUGGAGAAUCUCCUGGGGCUGACGCUGCGUCUCUCUUCAGCACGGAAUGAUCCCUACAAGGAAGAUCUCACCAUGACACUCCUCUCCGUGGAUCUCUUCACGCAAAUGUCUCGUCUCACCAAUAAAGACUGCUCAGAGCUUGAUGAUUCGGUGGAUAAUCACGAUCUCAUCGGGUUGGAGAGUUUUGCCUUUCAGUACAGUGUCAAGUGGCCAGUUUCACUCAUUCUCAAUCCCUUCAUCAUCUGCAAAUACCAAAUGCUCUUCCGGCAGCUCUUCUACUGCAAACACGUCGAGAGGCAACUCUGCAAAGUUUGGAAGUCAAAUAAAACAGCAAAGAAAUUUGCCCCGGAAGCUGCAGAACUGUACAGGUCAGCCUUCACGCUGCGACAGCGAAUGAUGAAUGCAAUCCAGAAUAUCAGCUACUACAUGAUGGUGGAGGUGAUUGAGCCCAAUUGGCAUGUUCUCAAUCAAAAUAUGGCCACGGUGGAGAAUGUGGAUGAUGUGCUGCGAGUUCAUGAGAUCUUCUUGGAUUCAUGCCUCAAAGAUUGCAUGCUAAUCAACACGGACAUGCUCAAAUCUAUUACGCGCUUGAUGAAGAUUUGUACGCAGUUCUGUGAUUUUAUUCAGAAAUCCCAGCGAUAUUUCAUUGAUGCUGAACUCACGUCAAUGUUGAAGAGUUUUGGGGGCAAUGAUCAUUCAGAUUGGGAGUACGAAAUGGCAGCCAGUCAACCUAGUCAGGCUGAAUCCUCCAUGGAGCCAUCGGAAACGUUCUCGGAGAAUGUAAAACGUUUUGAUUUGGAAUUCACGGGGCUCCUCAUAGGGCUCAUAAAGUACAUUUAUGAUUUACCAAAUGACAAUGCUGCGGAUAAACUCAUUAAUCUCGUGCACAGAAUCAACUUCAAUUCCUUCUACAGCGAUCAACUCAUUCUCUGCGCAAAGGACUCCAUGGGACCGAGUCCAAAGUGAGCUCCGCGGGGCAUUUUUUUGAUUGUUUGUUUGUAAAAUUAUUAAUAAAAUUGAAAUUAGAAUUAAAUACGAUCUCCCAGAAGUAAA
Lutzomyia longipalpis is the source of this 2428-nucleotide messenger RNA. It is a transcript of the gene Grip84, whose product is annotated as gamma-tubulin complex component 2 homolog. The record is from RefSeq and is a predicted model, not a curated record. Lineage: Eukaryota; Metazoa; Arthropoda; Insecta; Diptera; Psychodidae. Gene Ontology annotation, cellular component: spindle pole; gamma-tubulin small complex; centrosome. Gene Ontology annotation, biological process: spindle assembly; meiotic cell cycle; microtubule nucleation. The transcript has 4 exons. The coding region runs from base 101 to 2341 and encodes 746 amino acids. Gene Ontology annotation, molecular function: microtubule minus-end binding; gamma-tubulin binding.